Nilaparvata lugens (brown planthopper) is the source of this 5823-nucleotide messenger RNA. RefSeq lists its product as uncharacterized. Gene Ontology annotation, biological process: regulation of transcription by RNA polymerase II. The record is from RefSeq and is a predicted model, not a curated record. Gene Ontology annotation, molecular function: protein binding; DNA-binding transcription factor activity, RNA polymerase II-specific; RNA polymerase II transcription regulatory region sequence-specific DNA binding. NCBI's taxonomy places the organism in Eukaryota, Metazoa, Arthropoda, Insecta, Hemiptera, Delphacidae. The transcript has 7 exons. Bases 1009 to 3612 code for a protein of 867 amino acids. Gene Ontology annotation, cellular component: nucleus.
CAACAAGUUCAGUCGACCGUCGAGCGUCGAUCGAAGCGGUCGGAGACGCGAGUUGCCUUCCAGUUGCCAACCGGCUGCUUACGAGUCGCACGAACACGCAUGAACCGAUUUGAACGUACGUUUCCCAACACUAAAUUUUUCUGAAAUUCUGAGUUUUGCCGCGUGUUUUCGGGGACUUGGCGCGCUAUAAAAUGUUGGGGAAAUUGAGGGAGAAUUGAGUUGGUUUUGGCGCGUUUUUAUUCGUUUUCUCGAACAUUCAAUUUUGGGAAAUUGGAAAUUAUGAGAAUUUGUGGAGAAAAGUUGUAGUUGAACAUUUGUAAAUUCUAUCUGAGAAUAAAUCUGUAUUUUUGCGGUGAUUUUUUAUUGUUCUAUAAAAAAUCUUGGUGAGAAAAAAGCUUGAAAAAUAGAAGUUUAUUAUACGAUAUGAAGACGUUCUGAUCAAGUUUAUCUAUCACUUUUUUCGAAUGAACUAAUAUGAAAGUUAAAUAUAAAGUGCCUGGAGAGUCUGGGGAGUAUUAGGGUGAAGUUCGGUUAUAAACUUAUAAUCGAAGAAGAAAGUGGAAAACUACGCGAAAAAAUUGACAAAGAAGGUUGAAAAUCUAAUCAAAUCGAAGAUUAAAUACUAAAAAAGCUGUAUAUAAAACCCGGUGAACCGCAAAACUGCAUAUUUAUUGAUGCGUACAAGAAUCAGAAAAAGUGAAGAUCUUAGCGUUCAUAAACACGAAUAGCAACGAAAUUAUUGAACACUACCCCAGAAAAUCAUUGUUUCCCGGAAAAUUUCGGAGCUGAUUAUCACGCGGACUAUUUAUUAUUUGUUGAAUAUUCAAAAGAUUUCGGGCACUGUUGACUUUGUUACCAGCAAGUGACCGGUAAGGAAGUGAUAGUGUUUCAUCAGCCAAUGACUUCUUAUCAUAGCUGGAUGCUGAACGAUAAUUGACAGUUCGAGAACAAUGAGCAACGUUGAUUGACUUGGAAUAACCAGAGCACUCUCGAUGAGCCAGCCUCUAGAUGGCGGUGAACAGUGACCAACAGAUGCACGUGCGAUGGCGUCACCACCAACUGGGCCUUCUGUCACAUCUGCGUCACAUGCUCGUCACAGAACUGUUUGUCGACGUCACACUUUGCUGUCAGGGCAGGCGACUCAAGGCUCAUCGUGUCCUGCUAUCGGCGUCCAGCCCUUAUCUACAGGACCUUCUCCUCUCACAACCCUCCAACGAGCACGUAACCAUAAUCCUCCAUGAUGUCUCCUUCGAGGACAUGCGUGCUCUACUGGACUUCAUCUACACUGGAGGAGUCACCCUCCCCGAAUCGCGUCUCCCAAACUUCCUAUCAGCUGCUGAGGCCCUCCAUAUCACCGUCCUCACCGACAAACACCUUUAUCAGCUGAUCCCAGCUGACAGCCAGCUGAUUCCAGCUGACAGCUGGUCAAUGUCCUACAAACCGCUCCCACCUCUUAUCAAAGUGGACCAUGAUUCACGGAACCCCCUUGCCUUCCAGCGGUUCCAGGAUGUGAAAUUCCACGACUUCCGCAACCAUCCCGACACGAAAUUCACACCUCUCCAAACCGAUUUCACGCCGAGGGUUGGGGUACCAGACGACACAAAACCUCCGUUUUUCGAGGGGAAACUGGUGAUGCCAAUGGAUUCGAGUCGGUGUUCCAGUUUCAGUGACUCUUCAGAGGACAGUCACAGGAGGUCGAUUGAUUCGGGUCUCGAAGUUUUGAACUCACCCUCAUAUGAUAACAGCGCCAGAGAUGUGAAGACCAAACAGGAGGAUUUGAGGUUCUGUUGCCAUUCGGAGAAAGACGACCUCCUUCGGCUGUCUCGCAGUCCCGACUAUCACCAAUGGGUACGUCCUCUUCCCUCCCUCAUGCCCAUCACCGCCUCCUCCUCGCCCUGGUCGCAGAGCGGCAGGCCACCUGUCGGUGCACCCAGGAGACCACCCGUAUCGGUUCAUGAGGAUGUCGUCAAACAGGCCAAUAUGGAAGUCGUGGACGCCAAGCCUCAACCAAGCGUUAUUCCACAAGAAGACCGUAUCCACCCACAAUACCCACCAAAUCUCACGAAACCAUUGGAAACUACACCCAAAAUGGACACUCUCCCCCACCCUGACCCCGACGAAAGUACCACCUUCUACAGUAAUGACGUCACAAGACUUUGCAAGCUUAAAGAGAGAAGACUGCAAGACUUCUACAGGGAUCAACAACUAAACGGCCAAACAGAAAAACCCGAUAAUUCAGCGUUUGUAACUGGAAAAACAACGAUUCCUUUGACACCCCUGAAACCAUCACUGGAAUCAUCAAGGAAUAUACCAGGGAAUCUGUGCAGAAAUAGAGGCUUCCAAGGUGAUUCUGGGGAGGUGGGGAGUAAUGGGGCGAAAGACUUACACCACAUCAGCAGAAUUCUGAAGGUUGAUGAUGAUCAGGGUAGCAGAUCUCCAAACCCCUCGACCCCACCUCUAAAUGGACUCAAAACCAUGACAAGUAUCUUGGAAGAUGUCCACCAAGACGGUCCAAAACCUUUCCUGGACAGAUCAGAUAAUCCCCAACCAUCAAUCAAUGACUCCAACAACAACCCAAGCAUAACUGAGACAAAAUUUCCUUGUCAGGAAUGCAAUCUUGUCUUGGGAUCCAUGCAGGAAGUGUCGGAACAUUUGAAGAUGAUACAUCCAGCGGCUGUUCUGAAGAUAGAAGGACCUCCAUUCAUCUGCAAGGUGUGCAACAAAACGUUUGCUCAGAAAGGACAUUUCAACUCACAUCAGAAACUCCACCAGGAGUCGAGAAGCGCGGAGCAUAGCUGCAGUCAUUGUGGGAAGGUGUUUCUGACAAGAGCCUCUUUGAAGGUGCACCUACGCACGCACACGGGUGAGAAACCGUUCCACUGCACGGAGUGCGGCAAGCAGUUCAGCCAACUGCGCAACUACAAAUACCACCGCUCCGUGCACGAGGGCACCAAAGAGUUCGCCGCAACCUGCCCCGAGUGCGGCAAAUACUUCAACGACCGCGGCUACCUCAGCUCGCACAUGAAAAUUCACCGCAACCGCAAGGAAUACGGCUGCGAGUACUGCGGCAAAAGCUUCAAUCAAAGAGUGGCCUACAACAUGCAUGUCCGCAUCCACACCGGUGUCAAGCCGCACGUGUGUCCGCACUGUUCCAAAUCGUUUUCGCGGAAAAUGCUGCUCAAGCAACACCUCCGCAUCCAUACCGGUGAGAAACCGUUCACCUGUGUAGUCUGCCAGAAAGCGUUCGCAGACCGCUCCAACAUGACUCUACACAUGCGACUGCACUCAGGGGUCAAACCCUACACAUGUAGUGUCUGUUCUAAAUCGUUCACCAAAAAACACCACCUGAAAACCCACAUGAACUACCACACUGGUGUUAAACCCUACGCGUGUUCCAAGUGUGGCCUGAGGUUCAGUCAGUCGAGCAAUAUGAGGACUCAUUUCAAGAAAUGCACUUCGACGGGGCCGGUGCAACAGAAUGCAACUGCAGCAGGUGCAUCAGGGAGUGGUGAAUGCAUCGCGAAUCCUUUAGUGGCAGUGCCGGCAAGUGUCGUGAAAAAUGAUGUGGUCAAGAUUGGAGCAAAUGUGGUCAUCGAUUCUAAUGUCAAAUGAUUAUAAGGUACACUAGUUUCAUUGACAAAAUAUAGAUCGCUUAGUUUGUUAAUAUUGAAUGUUGGUUAUAUUACUGUCAAGCUGUUUUGUUUUAUCAAGGAAAAAUAAAAUUUCGAUAAGAGACCAAUUAGAUUAUUGGAUCCAUUCAAACAAUAUGAAUUAUCGUAUUGAGUAAUAUAAGUAGGCAGAGGUUUUAUAAGUUGAUCAAAUGAAUUCAGGAGUCAAGUUGUAUUUUUAUUGAAUUUCAUUGACAGCUUGAAUGAUAGUAUCACUAAAAAACGUAAGAAUCACUAUUAUCAUCAUUAACAAGAGAAGUUGAACAAAACACAAAAAUAUGUUAUUUACUACUGGAUGACAUACAGUAGUCAACAUGAGCUUUGAUCAUAAUCGUAGUCAAUGAUCAUCGAAAACCUCUAAUAAAUGCUAUUAGUGAAAAAAAUUCAAAGAAGCUUUCAAUAGGUUCCUCGUAAAAUGGACGGAGUAUUAUUAUCUGCCCUAUUAUUCAACAAUUAGUGUUUGAAUAUUUUAUACAAAAAUAUUGUGCAGAUUCAUUGAUAAGUUUUAGAGUAGGAUUAGUUCAGUGGAUAAGUUUUCAAGAUAAGUGUAGCCCAAAUAUCAAAAUAACGUAGUGUUCUCUUAAUUUUCAAUAACAGAAGAGUUAAGAUAAUAUUAUCGAGCUAUCAAUUUGCUGUAAAAAUUUAGUAAGUGAUCAAUUUUCAUCUGUGAUAAGUCCAAUGUUGGAACUGUUUAUUCUUGUUAGUUGAAUUGUUAUUUUAUAUUGAUCUAUUUAAAAACAAGAUAAAUAUUCUUGCCAUAUUUUUAAUGAGUAUACUAUUGCGUGCUGUGCCUUAUAAAGGAUCAAUUAUUUCAUUUUUCAUAAAAACUAUCAAUAAGAAAAGUACAAAAGAACAAUCAAAAUAAGUUUUAGAGAAUGAGAGCGCUUCUAGAAUUUUCUUUCAAAAUGAGAGGAAACAUGACAAUAAAUGGUGCUUAUUUUUUUAUAGUCUAGACUCUAGAGCAAUAUGGUUAGGAGCUACUUUGAGAAAAAUAAGAUGCUUUGUGUAAGAUUGCAUUGUUAUGUAGUUUUAAGUUAAUUCACAAUGAGUCAACAUUCAUCAGAAAUAUGUAGAGUAUUCUAAAGUUGGGAGUCAUUCUCUCCAAUUGGAAUACUCUAAAAAUUUAUCUCAUGAAGAAAAACUCCUGGAUAAAUCAGUCAAAAGAUAAUUUAUAAUAAGGGAAAUGGAAUAUCUUAUAGGUUAUUGAUUAUUCAUGCUCACAAAUAAUAUGAUACUUAUGUACAAUAUGUACAAUAAUAAUGUUUAUUUUCAGUAGCUUUUGUAGAUUGCUUUUUCUGUUCAGUAUUGUUAUUUUUAUUCUAUUGAUUAUCUGUUAUUAUUUUUAAGUUAAUUUUAUGCUUGUACUCGGAUUGCUCGAAGAUUACUUGUUGAAAUAAGUUUAGCUAUGCAGAGAGAAUUCUCUUGUAUAUUAUGAUAAUGGACUUGUUAUCGUAUUGAUUAAGUUGUUGCCUGGAAUCAAAAUUGGCCCAGAUACUUGUAAUCAUAAAAUUUGAAAAUAUAAAUUUGUAUAGUACCUAUUUGUAUUUAAAACAUACUUUCAUGAAUUCCAAGACAAUCAAAAUCAUGACUUUAUAUAGAUCUGUGACGACAACUUUUAAGUGUUCAAUAUAUCAUAACAUAUGCUUCUUGAGAAUGAAACAUUUUCCAAAUUGACAUAAUAAGUUAUUCAAAUUAUUAAUAUCAAAGUCUUUUGUGAUAGGAAUAGUCAGUUGAAUACCUACUGCUCCACUGACAUGACUACUCAUGAAAUCUGCCAUGAAACACUCAUUUUGUAAAAUUUAAUUAUGAACAUUUUUUUAACAUUCGUUUCGAUCAUAUUUUUGGCAAUUUCACGGUGGAAUUUUCCAAGAAUUUGGAUCCAAGCUAGACAUCUGAUACACAAAAUUCAUCAGUUUUCCAUGAACAAUAUUUAUGCUACCGGAGCUCAAAUGUUAAUUAUUAUCUAGAUUGAAGAAUAUAACAGCUCAGUUACAUUUCAUUUUACGAGAUCAUUGAAUAUUCAAAUAGAAAACUAAGGUGUAGUAAGUGUGAUAGCUGUAAGUUAUUGUUUGUAAAAAUGUUUUGUUUAUUGUUACUGAGUUCAGUUAUUUGUAUUUUAAAGAGGUUUAUCGACCAUAAAUAUAUCUUUUUUGAU